CACCGGGCGCUCAGCGCGUCGCCUCCGCCGGCUCCUCCUUGCGGCGAGGGGAGCGGGGGCGCGCCGCGGUCCCCGGGGCUGCUGGAGCGCCAUGCUCGGCAGGAGGCCCAAGAAAAGCCCGCAGGCGAAGGGCCGGGGAGCCGCGGUUGCCAAGCAGCUGGGGCUGUUUGUAGAUUUCAAUCCUGAAGAGAUGCUGCUGGGUGCAGAGGAAGGUGGUGAUGAUGGGGACCUAGAAGCAGAGCUUGCUGCUAUCACUGGAGUGAAGGCGACAGAAGGGAAAGCAAAACCAAAAGGGAAAACUCCUCUGCCCAUGGAUCAUAUUGAAAAGAUGGCUGCAGAGUGUAUGAAGGACCUGAAUGAAGAUGAGGAAGAAACAGAGGAUGACGACCUAGAGAAAGAUACAGAUCUAUUGGCAGAAUUGCAAGAAGUCCUUGGGGAAGAAGAUGAGACAGGAAGCUGUGAGGAUGAAACAAUUGCAAUGGAGUCAUCUGCAGUUCAACCAGAAAAUGAGCAACCUGAAAUGCAACCACAGACCACCUCACUUACUGCUGUUACCUGUGAACUACAACAGACAAUAGAGAAUAGAAUUGCUAACUAUAGGACAGCAAUUUCUAAUGCAAAGGAGUCAGGUGAGAGUGCCAAAAUACGCCGAUAUGAAAGAGGCCUUAAGACAUUAGAAACCAUGCUGGCUGCAAUGAAGAAAGGCAAAAAAGUUAGCGAGGAAGAAAUUCCACCUCCUGUUGCAACAGGAAAGAGUUCUUCUCAUGUACCUCAAGCCACAGGAACCGAAUUAGAAAACUUAAGAGAUUCAGCCACUGUCCCAGCAGAGAAGGGAGUGGAGUCUGCUACAGAUCGUGAGCAGAAGCCCUCCCAUGAUGCAGAGCAGCAUCUGGAAUUGGAGUCUCAACAGGGUCAUGCUGCUUCUAGUUCUACUGUGGAAACAGAUCUCCAGAACAGCAGUACUCGGGCACUACUACUUAUGAGGCAGAGAGAGUAUAAAGUAGCAGCUCUGAAAGCCAAGCAACAGGGGGACCUGGAGAAGGCAAAGGAGUACAUGAAGACAGGCAAGAAAUUUAAUGUGGUCCUGGAAGCUUUGGACAGUGGGCAGCCAAUAGACCUCCAGAAUAUGCCACCGUCUCCUCGAGAUCUUGAAAGCCUACAAACUACGUCUAAGCAAAUGGUACCAGCUUCUGUGGGGAGUUCCCAGGAUCUUACAACACCUGGACCUCAGACUGAAGACAGUUCAGCUUACCUGCAGCCAAAAACAGUGCUGGAAGCAUUGCAGCAAAGGCUUGAGAAGUACAAGUCAGCAGCAGCCCAGGCUAAAGCAAGUGGGGAUGAUCGGAAAGGCAGGAUGCAUGAGAGGAUAGCCAAGCAAUACCAGGAUGCCAUAAGAGCCCAUAAAGCAGGGAGAAAAGUGAAUUUUUCUGAGUUACCUGUUCCUCCUGGUUUUCCUCCUAUUCCUGGUGUUGCAACAACAGAUGGUGACAGCACAAUAGCUGCCGUUCUGGAAAGUGCCAGCCAGCUGGCAAACAUGGAGGAGAACGAGGAAGAAGAGGAGAAUGAAUCUCUGACACAGGCCCCAGUUGCCAAGAAGCCUGCUCAGCUGCCUGGAAAGCCGACACAAGUUGUUAAGCCGGUAACAGUGCCAUCUGCCGUAGCUGACGAGGAGAGCUCUCCCGAGCACGUCAAAAAAUCCACGUCACCUUCCUCCCCGGACAAGGCAGUGUCAGUGGAUCAUCUCCCUUCAGCUGCUAGGGAACAGCUGGAAUUUCUGGAGAACAGAAAGAAGCAAUACAUGAAGGCAGCCGUCAAAGCAAAGAAGGCAAAUAACCUUGAACAGGCUAAAAUAUAUCUCAGAACAGCAAAGAGCUUUGACCUAAAGAUUGAGCAAGCAAAAUGUGGCAAACCUGUGGAUAUUUCCAAGCUGCCAUCACCCCCUACAGAUGACGAGGGUGAUUUUAUCUUCAUUCACCAUGAAGAUGUGAGACUGUCCCAGAAAGCAGAUGAAGUAUACACACAGCUCAUAAAACUGCUGAAGGACCAAUAUGAGAGGUGUCUGCAGUAUUCCAAGCAGUUCAUGCAUCUGGGAAAUGUGACAGAAACAAGUCGGUUUGAAAAACUGGCACAAGGUUGUAAAAAGGACAUGGACAUCCUACAGCUUGCACGAGCACAAGGAAUGGAUCCUCCAAGCCAUCACUUUGAGGAAAGAACCUUUAAAAUGAUAAGGAUAUUUGCUGAGCUCAACAGCACAGAAAUGCACCUUCUUAUUGUCAGGGGCAUAAACCUACCAGCUCCACCAGGUGUGGCACCGAGCGAUUUGGAUGCAUUUGUGAAGUUUGAAUUUCAUUACCCGAAUGUGGAGCAAGCUCAGAAGAGCAAAACAGCUGUAAUUAAAAAUACCAAUUCUCCAGAAUAUAAUCAGUUGUUCAAACUGAACAUCAACCGAAAUCAUAGAGGUUUCCGACGAGCGAUUCAGACCAAAGGAAUUAAAUUUGAAAUAUUUCAUAAAGGGUCCUUUUUCAGAAGUGACAAGCAGGUGGGGACGGCGCACUUGAAACUGGACAAGCUGGAAUCAGAAUGUGAAGUUAGAGAGAUCAUUGAGAUUUUUGAUGGCAGAAAGCCCACUGGAGGGAAACUGGAGGUAAAAGUGAGACUCAGGGAGCCUCUCAGUGGUCAAGAUCUUCAGACGAUUACAGAGAACUGGCUGGUCCUUGAACAUUAGUUCAUAUCUGAGGAACAUUACAAGAUGUGGGAUGAACAUUGUACAUAGAAAGAUGCUGCUAGCUGCAAGCACCAAAGAUGUUAAAUGAAUGCACUACUGAACCUAAUGUCUAUUUUGGUAACAGCCAUAGUGCUUAUUAAUAACUUUUUAAGGCAAAUGUAAGGCUCUGGAAAUUUGCUACUGCAGGGGAACGUUAAUAGUCUACACAAAAUAGACAGAACUGCCUUAAUGUGGGACUACUAAUGUAGCACCAGGAUGAAUGUUCCAUUAUCUAUGCAUAGUGGUGUGUGGGAGGUUUAGCCCCUUAAAAAUCCCCUGAGGCAGAGCAAAAGCUUUUCAGUCAAGUCACAGGUAAGACCUUUUACUAGAAUUCAUUCCAUUCAGUGUUCGAGCACCCAACAUGGUACCGUGAACACAAUCUGCUGCCGCUUUUUCUGUUCCCUCGUACCAAGGCCUGUUUGUUUUUUCCUGACAGUUUCUUGGAACAGAGGAAGGAGAACUCAGUUCUCAAACACCAGUCUAGCAGCAGCGUGUCCCCUGCUCUAUGCAUGCUACUGCAGCAAGCAGUUAAGUGGGAUAUUGCCUUUAAUGUGAGAAUGCAAGACUUCUUAGCAGUGUGGGUUUGCAGAGCUACUUUUUUUGUUCUGGCUACCAGUUGUUUGCCGUGCUUGCUACACUGCUUCCUCAGUGCAGCCUGGGUACUGUGCCUUCAUCUUUCCACAUCACUCCCCAGCCUCCUUUUUUUUUAAACAGGUUAUACUAUACUGCUGCUUCCCAAAAGUUCAUUCUAUUUUUACAAAAAUAGGCUUUCACAGUUCUACCACGUGAUGGGGAAAAUAGCCACUCUUAAUCAUGUAGAAAACUGGAUUAUGACUAUUUUCAGGAGUGUAUUUGAUUAGCAGCCUACAAAAAAAGGUACCAAAUAUGUUUUGUAUUCUUAAAUCUCUGUGGACUAACAGAAAUGAAUGAUCUCGAAGGAGAGGAUGUGCUUGCACUAGGGAGUCAGAGUGCUGCUGCAACAGCUAUUUAGUUAGGGCAAGUUUGUAGCCAGAAAAGGAGUCCGGAGAAGUAAGGCAGCGCUGCCUCUGUCUUCCUGAGGGGAUGAAGACAAUACAGUAUUUAGUUUUUAAUUUCAAUAAAUUUAAUAUACAAAACUACAUGUUGAAAAUAAAAAUAUAAUAUGCA
Rhea pennata is the source of this 3910-nucleotide messenger RNA. RefSeq names its product coiled-coil and C2 domain containing 1B (gene CC2D1B). The transcript is spliced from 24 exons. Gene Ontology annotation, cellular component: nucleus. The record is from RefSeq and is a predicted model, not a curated record. Gene Ontology annotation, biological process: regulation of transcription by RNA polymerase II. Gene Ontology annotation, molecular function: RNA polymerase II cis-regulatory region sequence-specific DNA binding; DNA-binding transcription repressor activity, RNA polymerase II-specific. The coding region runs from base 92 to 2725 and encodes 877 amino acids. Lineage: Eukaryota; Metazoa; Chordata; Aves; Rheiformes; Rheidae.